AUGGUCAACAUGGAGCUCGACAAAAAUGCUAUUUACACCUUCCUGGACCAGCAUCGCCAUGCAAAACACCUAGACCCCAGCCCAACCGCCUACGGGGGGGGCCCUGAUAGCGGUCAAGGACAGAAGGUCUUAAGUGAGAACGACCAGCUGCUCGAAUUCUUCGACCUUGCUUCCUUCAGGCGGGAUUACGAGUACGACCCAGACCCUUCCCCCAUCAUGGCUGAUGGUACUACACUGUCCGUGCCGGACUCUGGAAGCACGGAGACGUCCUCUGUCCGCACCCCCAUGACCUUGCAGUCCAGCCCGGGAUCUCCUUUGACAGACCAUGACACCAUCAUCUCGGAAGAGUAUGAGAACGAACCCGCCGGCAUCAACGACUUCACUAGCCCUCACGACCCAUUCCUCUUCCCCCGCCUCGACCAGAAACCAAAUCCGCCCAGAAAGCAGAACCUCUGGGUCCCCAAGAAGAGGUCUCGCUCCAACAGCCCCAACGGGCACAAGCGGGUCGUCAAGGACCCCAUAAGGACAAACCAGGUCAGGUCCGUCGGAUCUUGCACAAGAUGUCGGAUCCAGAAGGUCACAUGCACACCGGACGGUACAUGCGACAAGUGCAUCAAGGCUUUUCCCAUGGACCACGCCUCGAGUUCCUGCAUUCGCAGAGAUUUUGCCGGUGUCGCCUUGGACUUGUCCUCUGCCCGUUUUGCUGGACUGAACAGAGAGAAUGAGCUGAGAGCGAAACACUCCCUCACGCUCUCACAGCCACGGUUCGUUGGGAACAUCCACAGAGGCCAUGUGAUGUUCAAACGCGGUCAUCACAGUGUCAAGCUUUCCAUUGCGCUGCGGAACUACUGCUGCAUGGCGGAGAACGCGCAACAGGUCCUCCACCAGGGUUGCGUCUUUGCCAGAGAAUGCAGCGGGGUUCCAUCGUAUGAUGAGCUGAUCAGAUGGGGCGAGGGCAUUGCGUUCCCCGAAGACAAAGACACCUUCGAAGGCCUUAUCGAGCAGUUCAUCAAGGAUUACUCCGCUCCCUGUCGCUCCGGGGGCUCCCCCAAGCGACCCCAGGUAUGGGAUUCAUCCGGCGCUCGCACGAUCUCGCGCUAA
This is a messenger RNA of Colletotrichum higginsianum IMI 349063, 1101 nucleotides long. RefSeq lists its product as uncharacterized. Lineage: Eukaryota; Fungi; Ascomycota; Sordariomycetes; Glomerellales; Glomerellaceae. The record is from RefSeq and is a predicted model, not a curated record. The transcript is spliced from 2 exons. The coding region runs from base 1 to 1101 and encodes 366 amino acids.